This is a messenger RNA of Microplitis mediator, 1318 nucleotides long. RefSeq names its product cofilin/actin-depolymerizing factor homolog (gene tsr). The record is from RefSeq and is a predicted model, not a curated record. Gene Ontology annotation, cellular component: actin cytoskeleton; cytoplasm; actin cortical patch. Bases 209 to 655 code for a protein of 148 amino acids. Gene Ontology annotation, biological process: cell motility; actin filament severing; actin filament fragmentation. The transcript is spliced from 3 exons. Gene Ontology annotation, molecular function: actin filament binding. Lineage: Eukaryota; Metazoa; Arthropoda; Insecta; Hymenoptera; Braconidae.
CGCUGGUUAAGAGGAUCCUCCCUUCCUCGUCGUCGCUGUCGUGGUGUAUGUACGCGACCCCCAACUGAACUGGACAUAUUCGAGUCGUCGAGUAGAUUCCCAGUUUUACCACAGGCGGAUUCUUACAAAAGUGUUGGUAGUGUGCUUGCUUACUUGCUUGUCUUGUUUACUCAUUUUUACUCGCUGCUACUGGUGACUGCUACUAAAAAUGGCAUCUGGAGUAACUGUAGCUGAUGUUUGUAAGACGACAUAUGAAGAAAUAAAGAAAGAUAAAAAGCAUCGAUACGUGAUUUUUUAUAUUAAAGAUGAAAAGCAAAUCGACGUUGAGGUGAUUGGAGCACGUGACGCUGCUUACGAUGCUUUUCUUGAAGAUUUGCAGAAAGGUGGUGCUGGAGAGUGCCGCUAUGGUCUCUUUGAUUUCGAGUACACUCAUCAGUGUCAAGGCACCUCUGAAGCUUCCAAGAAACAAAAAUUGUUCCUGAUGUCGUGGUGUCCUGACACAGCUAAAGUAAAGAAGAAGAUGUUGUACUCUAGCUCAUUUGACGCCCUAAAGAAAUCCCUCGUCGGCGUCCAGAAGUACAUACAGGCGACGGAUCUUUCGGAAGCCUCGGAAGAAGCUGUCGAGGAGAAGCUCCGCGCCACUGACAGGAAUUAAAGAGUAUUCCGGGGACAUCUCCACCAAGCGAUUUAAUACACAAAGAAUAAAAAAUAAAAAAAUUUUUAAAGUAAAAAAAAUAAAAUAAAAUAAAAAAAAAAAAAAACGUAAACGAGAGAGAGCGUGAGUUCGAGCGGGUACGUUUUUAUUUCCCCCGAGUAAAUGCUCCGUGUCACAUCGCAUCGGAGGUUCACCUUUUUACACAUUUUUCACUUAAUAAUAAUAAUAUUAAUAAUAAUAAUAUUGAUAAUAAUGAUAAUAAUAAUAAUAAUAAUAAAUAAAUAAAUAAAAAAAUGAAAAAUACCGGCUACUAGAUAUUGCGGUACAUGUAUGAUUAGUCACUGAUGAGUCGAAGGACUGGAAGUAAACGGGCUUUAUACAUCAAAAGUAAAAUUUCAAUUAAUAAAAAAAAAAAUAAAAACUCAAGUAAUGUAAUAAUUGUACCCCAUAUUUCUGUAUUGUGAACGUUGCGUGAACUUGUCUGGCGCGAUUAUUAUAUAGUGUAUCUAUUAUUAAUUGUAAUAAGAUAAUAACAACAUUGUAAUUGUAAAAGAUUGCAAAAAAUUAACAAGCAACCACGCAGUGAGAAUGAAAAAAAAUGCUAUUAUUUUAUUUGUUUGUCUCAGGCUGUAUAAUGUUUAAAUUAAAUUCAUUUCGUAUUGA